GAGCCAUUGUAUUAUAGAAGUGAAAAUGUACGCCAUGGCGAGACGAGGAAAAAAGGUAAGUAAUCCAGCUGGAGAGAGUUCAACACACGGAUUCAAACUAUGAGGAUUUCCCGAUUUGGUGCAUGAUCGAAUGACUAAGCAGUUUUUUAGUUCACUUUGCAUCUUCUUGGACGCGUCGUGAACGCCUCUUCGACUUGCUGUGGAUCUACUCGCACAUUGUUUCGCUUUCAAACAAUUCUUCGCUAUCGUUUCUGGCCAUUUGCGCUUUCCAAUAGGGUUUUAUUUUGAUUUUUAGGAGCUAAUUUACUUCAAACCGAAGGCUUAUGCUUGCAUGUCGAAAUGCAUCUCGCAAACUAUUAAACCGUUCGCACAUCCGACUCCCUGAUGUCCUUAGAAUCAUCCGCCAAUUCUCCUCUACCCAUUCCAAGAAUGAAAACUUCGAGAAGGUGGAAUUAUCAUCGUCUUCAGCACCGUUGACCAGUCUGAAGCGAACUGCUCCGACUGAAGAUGCUCGCUUGCCCCAAUCUGCUUCGCGUUGCGAGGUCUUUGGUUCCCAGAACCCUUGGAUGGACACCGCGCUGAGAAGCGUUCGUGUCCCUACGGAUAUUAAAUCUGCGACUUCGGGCUCUCGGUCCAAUCACGAACGACAAUAUACCACACACUCCAAAUCUGUGGACGCCGGCAUUGAUUUCCCUUCUGACCUCUCACCUGACGAGAUAGACGAGGUUUUCAAUGAGUUUGCCAUCCCGGUCAAGGAUGAUUUGGCUACGACGGAUCCCUCAGGUUCCUCUGAAACCGCUAAUUACGUCGGGAGCCUCCUCACACGGGAAUACGAAUCACAUACCCAAAAGCAAAGAAGAGUUGGUUUGGUAGAGACUGCGGGGAUGGAAGUUGAAUCAUUGACAGGUCAUGACAAGAUGACAUCUGUGGAACGAUCCUACGAAGACAGUUAUUCUGAAGUACUCUGGCGGCAGGAGCUCUAUGAGCUCUCCGAGGAAGAAAUCAGACACGCACAACAGGGAGUCGUUCAGGAUCUGGAGUGGCGAUCUGUUGCCGCGGAACAUUACUUACCCCCGAGCAAUGCCAUCCCCACUGAAAACCAAGCAAGCCGGUCAGAGGAACAUCACGUUGAUGGUCAACCCAUUGCAACGGAGCCACGGUACGAAUGGCCGCAGACAACUUGGAACGAGAAUUGGGGUGAAGACACCCUCGUUCCAAGGGUCCUUACGUCCUCCACGAUGGAAUCGGGUUUGCCUGAGUCCUUGCUUUUACCCUCAUACGCUAGCAACGGCAGCCCAGAAAUAUUACUUGAGCGUCCUCCCCAUGAAGUCAGCCCAUAUCGAGAGACUGUGAAAAUCUUGGACGGCUUGCCACAUCCUACGCAGCACUUUGCCAGGGUUGUGCAGGGUUCUUUGGCUCCUCGGUCUUCAAAAAAAGAACUCAUAACAGAUUUGGUGUCACCAUCACGUCAACGACCUAUUGCGAAGUUAGCACACGGAUUGGAUCGUGUUCUUUUUAAUCCUGGUGUUCAUUGGUUGCAAGAUCCUCGGUCAAGAGUAUACAAUUUCACACCGAGGCUUAAGUCUAUUCCGAAGGUGGAGGAGUUCGCAUUUGACCGUGUUACGGGAUUCAUCAAGAGUUCCAGUGACAAGGACCUUUGGACUUUAGCGAAGCGGGAGAAGUGCAGAUUUGUUGGUUCGACUUCAUCCUUAACGGGGUUGCUCUCCCAUAUCUACUUCCUGCUCUCGAGCAUGAAGCCACCGAAAAUGGGUCGCAUGACACAGUCUUUCAUGAGUCAAUCCAAGCGCUUUGCCAUGACAGAUCAGACUUUCAGCUUUGGCCAACGUCUUCCCGUUUCUAUCGUGCUGAAUUUCAAAGAUGGGGUGUAUGCAACGGAUCAUGACCCAUCAGAUCCUGGCAUGUCCGAAAGGAAUAUCUUGACUUGGAUGGGCACUCUUUUAGAGAAGUUUCUGACUACUUCCGAAGAAGAGUUUGAACCCCUGCUACGCAAGAAUCCACCCCAGCCUGGCCCUGUAGAUCACCGGCGAGAAGCAUAUCGCUACGCAAAGUUUGGAAAGUAUGUCAUGCGUUCACAAUUGGAUGCUCAAGAUUCGCGAUUACCCGGCACUGGUGUAUUCGACUUGAAGACAAGAGCUGCCUUACCCAUCCGUCUGGACUUGUUCAAUUAUGAGAAAAACUCCGGGUACUUAAUUCGUCACCUCCAUGGACCUUUCGAAAGUUUCGAACGAGAGUAUUUCGAUCUCAUUCGUUCUGCGUUCCUUAAGUAUAGCUUCCAAGCACGCAUCGGGAACAUGGAUGGUAUCUUCGCUGCCUAUCACAACACGGCUCAAAUAUUCGGGUUCCAAUAUAUUCCUCUGGAUGAGAUGGACGAAGCGUUGUACGGCCACAAAGACGUCGGCAAAGCAAUCUUCGAGAAAUGUCUUGGUUUGCUCGAGGUCAUUUCGGACGAGAUUACGCAUUAUUUUCCCAAUCAGACGGUCAUGUGUUUGUGGGACACCGAAGACGAUGGCCAUGUGACACAUGUCUGGGUUGAACCCAAAAAUUGGAACGUCGAAGAUGGAGCUCGACCUAUAGUUCAGUUAGACAUCACCGCCUCGAACUACUUGGAUGGCAGACAAGUAUUCGGACACGAUCUUCCUGGCAUGUUAGAGGACAAGAAAUGGACUGUGGAAUGGAAAAUCCGAAACGUCGAUAUGGACCCAAGGAAGAUCCAUCAAAACAAGCAGGCAGUCAAGGAGAAACAGGCAACAUACUGGAGUCUUCCCGAGGGUGUGAACCAGGAACAGAUGGCCAAGAUGUGGGCUGGCUUGAACUUCGGUGGGAGCACCACGAUACCCACGACGUUCAAUGCUGCCCGGUUCAGACCCGCAGAUCCCUUCGUCAAACACCUUCGCUCAUUGGCCAAGCGUGGCAAAGAGCAUACCGCCCGCCUAGCUCGGGAAGAAGCUGGUAAACCCCAGAUUAUCUGGGGCGACCCGGAGGAUGCUGCCCAAGAUGUGACGGAAACUCCAGGCUUUGCACCCGACGAGGCACCAAGCGUCGACCCUUCUGAAGUCCUCGCUGCUACGGAGGAGGGCGACGUGGAUUCACUCGAAGCUGCUCGGCUUCAACGGAAGAAGGAAAAGAAGCUGGCGAAGAAAAAAGCCAAGAAAGCACUUUUGCGUGCAGGACUGGUAGAUUUGAAGAAACAAGCCUAUGAAGGGAAUGCUGUGCGCACGAAAGCGCAGAAGGUUGCGAACAACGCGAUCCAGCAGGCUAUGAUGUGCAUUUACGACGGCGACAUGCCCUUGUUGCGAAAGAGAAUGCGCACGCCGCCACUACAUAUGCCACCACUACCCUUCCAGCAAGGUGGUUGGCUUAAAAGUAGGAAAUCCGAACCUGUUGUACCAGGCGACGUAACACAACCUGUCCCGACAACGAGUCUUUAGGAUCUCCUCUUGCUACCAUUAAUACUGCAUCUAAUCAUACCCCGAGAUAUUUUACAUCACAAUUAGAGGGAGUUUCGGCACACGGGCCUUCAAUAUGUAAAUCCAACGGAUACCACCACAGCCCAUCAACAACUUGAAUAAGACAGCCCUUAAUCCUCGCCUGGAACCUUGCGACCGAGAGAAGGCCCGGCAUCUCCUUCAACUUCAGUUUCGGGGUCAUCGUCCCCGUCGACGGCGCCUUGUUCUCUACGAUCUUCUCUCUCGACUUGCUCACGGAGAUUGGCCACAUCCUGAUCGACCUUGGCGGCCACCCUGUCGAUACCAGCCUGCGCGAGCGAUACCCUUGCACGAUGAGUAGCCAGAUGUGCAGAGCGCCGGGGAGGACGCUUAAGCCUACGUCGGGCGACCUGGCGUUCGAAUAAUUAGUGGAACUGACAAUACAAUAGAUCAAGGAUGAUAGAUGACGUGCCAUGACAGGAACGGAGCAUUUCUGCAGAAUAUGAUAUCAGCUCGGUUAGUUGGUCAGAUGAUGGCAGGUGCUUACCUGGAUGAGGUAGUGGGACGUGGAGCCCAGUAGAAUACUAUACAUACGCAUACAUGAGGUUUAAAUAGAAACAAAUUGGGG
Somion occarium is the source of this 4074-nucleotide messenger RNA. The record is from the annotation of a GenBank genome assembly. NCBI's taxonomy places the organism in Eukaryota, Fungi, Basidiomycota, Agaricomycetes, Polyporales, Cerrenaceae.